GAUACUGUAUCAGCGCGGCAUCAGGUGCGUUUGAGGAUGUGAGGGACUUUACUGUGUCCGAAAUCUGCUCGCGGGAGAAACGCGUGAGUAUCCCGCUCAAGUUCUGCUUAAAGCUGCUGAAUUCCGCCAGACCUGUGCAGGUGUGUGCUGGCGGACAACAUCAUGAUCAAACGUUCACGGUGAUUCGACCCAUGAUUCCACACCAGGCCGCCCCAUGCCAGCCCGUAAACAUGACGAGCACUCGCCCCCUUGAGCUCUUCCUCCGUCGCCCGGCGACCGCUUGACUGGAUGCGUAACCCCUCCUCCGGUGAUGUCAUGCACAGGUUUGAGGUUCUUGGGAUUGUUGGGGAAGGUGCUUACGGUGUCGUCCUGAAGUGCAGACACAAGGAGACAAAUGAAAUCGUGGCCAUUAAGAAGUUCAAGGACAGUGAGGAAAAUGAGGAGGUGAAGGAAACAACCAUGCGGGAGCUGAAAAUGCUCCGUAUGCUCAAGCAGGAGAACAUCGUAGAGCUGAAGGAGGCGUUUCGGAGGCGGGGGAAACUCUACCUCGUUUUUGAGUAUGUUGAGAAGAACAUGUUGGAGCUGCUGGAGGACAUGCCCAAUGGUGCCCCAUCUGACAAGGUUCGGAACUACAUCUAUCAGCUGAUCAAAGCCAUUCACUGGUGCCAUAAGAAUGAUAUUGUCCACCGAGAUAUCAAGCCAGAAAAUCUCCUCAUUAGUUCUGAAGACGUGCUCAAACUCUGUGACUUUGGAUUUGCUCGGGAUCUCUCUGAGAGCACUGAUGCAAACUACACUGAGUAUGUUGCGACCAGAUGGUACCGUUCACCAGAACUGCUGCUGGGGGCUCCGUACAGCAAGGCGGUGGACAUGUGGUCAGUCGGGUGUAUUCUGGGCGAGUUGAGUGACGGUCAGCCUUUAUUUCCGGGUGAAAGCGAGAUCGACCAACUCUUCACCAUCCAGAAGGUUUUAGGACCCCUGCCACCCGAACAGAUUAAACUCUUCUACAAUAACCCGCGAUUUCACGGGCUAAGGUUUCCCUCAGUAAGUCAUCCCCAGACUCUGGAGAGAAGAUAUCUUGGAAUCAUCAGCCCUGUCUUGCUUGACCUCAUGAAGAACCUGUUGUUGUUAAAUCCAAAUGAACGCUUCCUGACGGAGCAGAGUCUGAAUCACCACGCCUUCCAGACCCAGCGCCUGACAGAGCGAUCUGGCCCUCUCACACCUACACCCGUCCGCUCCUCCAAGAGAAAACCUCUUAUUGACAACAGCACCCCCAGCAGGGGCCAUGGGGUAAAGAUUACAGGUCAUCAUCGCUCCAAUAGUCGUGACUGUUCCAGUCUGCCUCGCCACGGUCACGAAGACCUGCAUCCACCCAGCACUGAGGCAUUUUUUAAUGGGUCAGUACUGAACGGCAACAGCCUGAGUCCAGUUAUGCAUCCCAAAUCCUUUCAACCACUUAACCGCUCUGCAUCAUGCGGUAAAGACCUGGCAAGUCUGCAACAUGCCAAGGAGGCCAAAUCUAAAUUUACCGACUUUGACUUUGGCAAGCCAACAGACGGCCCCGGGGCAAAAUACCUGAAAUCAAACACACCUCGUUCCCAAAACCGCCACUCCUUUGUGGAGGGCAAGACUAGUACGUUGAUAGGCGACAAAGAGAAACACAGUCGUCAUGGUUAUGGCGACUCUGCAACAUCGUCUUCAGGUGGAAAGGGGUCAUCAUCAUAUCUGAGUUUGUCAAAGAGUCAUGGUGUGCUUAGUGACGCGAAAUCCGUGAGCAACCUCAGCGACAUGCGCCUGCACCCAGACGAACCUGGUGGAUCUCCGCGAUACUUCCCCGGAAGUUGCCUGGACCUCAACAUAAACUUGCAGACGCCAGGCAGUCCAUCCCUACAACAUAGCGACCGAUCGGGACUCAGUCCCGCCUUGGGACGUCGAGGCAAAAUGGAGCGUGAAGGAAGUAUGGUGGAGUCAUCCGUCCGCCGUUCCUCGUCACGACAAAAGAGCCAACAACAAAAUGACAGUAAUGCGGCUGAUGCGCUUGACCCUGGUCUCUCUCUCUCAUCGCCCCAUGAGUUCCCCUAUGGCGUGGGCUAUACCAGCCCAUUCUCCUCCCAGCAGCGGACACACAGACAUUCUAUGUAUGUGAAGCGGGAACGAGGGAGACCCCACGGGGUUGAGGGGGGUGGUUUAACGGUGGCACAGGGGAUGCCCACCAGGGCCAGCAGUCUGCAGCUCCUGACUCCUCAGUUGCAGCAUCGUACCCUGCCGAAACACUCCGGCAGCUCUGCUUCACGUGACGCAGGAUUAGACAACAUCAGGAGCGACCCCACGGCUGCUGAAGUCAGCCACACACGACCUUUAAUCCAGGAGUCCACACGGGACAACACUGCCGCCUUUCACACGCCACGGCAAAAAGGCGAGGGAGGUGUGUAUAAUGAACAGCUUGCAGAGGACAGUGGAUCAGCCAAAGAGAACCGCAUGAUGUACAGUGAAUCUGUUCCACGCCGGGUCGGGAGCUUCUACAGAGUGCCGUCACCCAGACCUGAUAACUCCUUCCUCGAGAGUUCAGGGGUCAUGGUGGACAGUGGCCAUAACAUACACCAACAGCCCUAUGACCCCUGGGCGGGAUCUGAGCCGCUGGAUAUGAGUCCGCCAGAACAAUCCAAAGAAAAGGAGAAACAUGGAUUCUUCAGAUCCAUGAAGAAAAAGAAAAAAAAGACACAAACUACAGCCGCUGUUGACGAGCGAGUUCCCGUCAUGAGGAAACCUCUCUUUCCUCUUUGUCUCUCUCAGAGGAGCUUCACACGCAGCUCCUCUGAGAGAAGACGCCCUCUAGUGGCCACACCAAUGGUGGCGAGCGAGGGGACGGAUCAGGCGUCGAUGCAGAAAUCACUGCGGUCGUACGGUCAUCAGGGCAGCAGACAUCGCACGCGGAGCAGAGACCGAGAACGCAGCCGCGACAGAGAGCGAGAUCGCGACCAAGAUCAGGACAGAGAGCGUGACGUGGACUGGCCCACCGAGAGGACACCCGAUACACACUCACAGCCUCUCAAAUCUUUGCGAAAACUUCUUCAUCUCACCUCGUCCUCCAACCAGACCGCCACUGACCUCCACUACCCACUGCCCAACCAGUCCUCCUCAAAAAGCAGCAGCUUCGUGGAGCCUCGCAGCCAUGGCAGCUCAAAAGGCCGCCAGGCUGCGUAUCCGGGCCCCGGGCCCAUGGAGUCCACCUGGCACUCCACCGCUCUGGGUCGGCCUGAGGGAAACCCGUAUCCCGAACAGCUGACCUCCAAACCGGGUCCCAAUGGUUUCAGUCGUCACUUCCGCUCGCGUUUGCCAAACCUGAACGACCUGAAAGAGACUGCACUGUAAAUCGGACACACAGCGCCCCCUAAUGGGCCAUCUCUUCUUGUAUUUUAAAGGAAUAGCUCACCCAAAAAUGGACAUCUUGUCAUUGUUUUGGCCACAUGAUCACCCUCAUGUUGUUUCAGACCUGUAUGAUUUCUUCAGUGUAACACAAAAGAUGCUAGGACGAAUGUUAGCCUCAGUCACCGUUCACUUUCACUGGAUCUGUUUUUUUGCGGUUUUGAAUAGAAAGAGAUUAAAGAGUUCAAAUAAUGACCGAUUUUUCAUUUUUGGGUGAAGUAUCCCUUUAAGGGUAGAUCUACAUGUCUCUCACAAAAAUCAUAUUUUUGUUGUUUUAAAGUUUUAAUAUUUGAUAGCACUUCUUAUAUUACUUAUGUACUUAAUUGUAUCUCUUUUGUUAUUGGAAAACUACGGUCUUAAGAAGAUUAUAUAUCAAUAUGUACAUGGAAAUAUAUAAAUGUAUAGCACUGUAUGUGCAGGCUUUAGUUUAUACUCUGGUUGUAUUCACAUUUGGCUAAGCAGGUCAAAGGAUUAAUGUAUAGACGAUUUAUUUUAUAACUAUAGAAUAAGACUACAGUAUCUUAUGACAUUGUCUUUGAGUAAUUUCUGUUUCCAAUUCAGUGGAAAUCGGUAGAUAUUUAGAGUAAUUAACGGUAAGAAUGCGUUUGUUUGUGUGAUUAUAAGUACAUGUGCUACCCAGGUAGCGCACAUGUUGCGCAUCAUCUGGAAAGCGAUGCUUUGUAUUUUAAACGUCAUAUUUUUGAGAUUUUUGUUUUUAUUGGAUGAAACGCAGAAAAUGUCUCUUACCUGCUGGUGCCAUGAAAAAUCCCACCUGUCGCUGUGACACUCUGUAAGCCACUGGGAGAAAUGGAAGUAGGCCUCGGCCAGUAGUUAUGCUGUUUUGAACCGAUUUUUUGAUGACUAGAUUCGCUAAACUUUGGUAGAUUACCCACCUGUAAAGUAUGUGGAAUAAUUAUACUAUAUAAUUAUUAGGGCUGUACAUUUAACACGUUAUUUCAGAACGAUUAAAUAUAUAAAAAGAACUUGUUAAAGAAUUAACACAAUUAAUCAUGUCCCCGAAAUAUAAUAUGAAAUAUUCCUACUAACAAGUUUGAAGUACCACCUCUUUUCAGCAGGGGGCAGUAAGCAAAACUUCAGCUGUACAGACAACAAACCACAGGCUAGCUUGACACUAGCGGGAGUUUGCUAACAGCACAAGAUUAGCAUGCGUUCUUGCGUUCAAACACCGCUGGAUAAGUGCAAUUCUGAAUGUAGGGAUCUCAAGCAAGUUUCAAAUUAUGUUUAACUUGAUACAGUGACCUAAAAACGCUGAUUGUGACGCAUGACAACCAGAGCGAGACGCUCCAAAAGCAUCUGUAUGGCUUUCAUUGAUGCGUCCUUAGAAAAGACCUUAUAAUAAAUCUAUAUCGGACAGAAUUGACGAAUUAAAUUGCCGAAUGGAUGGCUGUGGAUUUUCGGCUAAUGUUUCUAAAGUAUAGAAAUAAACAAUAUAUUGACUUUUAAAGCCACUUUUUGUAUCAUGUAAACAACAUUUGUCGCUAUCGGAUUUUCAUGGUUAUGAUGAGUGCUCGUUGCGGCCGUUAUAAGAAGCGUUAAGUGACAGCGGGCGGGACGGGCUGUACUCGCUCCGCUGUUCCGCAGCUCAGAUUUCUUUUUCAGCUAGAAAGCAACGCAAAAUGCAAACAGAUGUGUCCCCGCUCAUGAUAUACAUCCACUGACGUACAGAUGCAAUCUUCGUUUAUUAAAAUAGAUGUGUGGAUGGAUCAGAAGCUGGAACUCAUUGUACUAAAGGCGAAAACUUUGCCAUGAGACAAUCAGUCAUAUUGGAGUAAAUUCCCACUGAUCCAUGUAUUUAUCUUAGUGUACUGAUGGUGUUAGAUGUGUGGAUCAAGAUAUCAGAUUAAUUCGUUAUCAAACACCGAAACUGUCCCCACCACUUUUUAAAACAAAGUGACGCCCAUGAGUGUGACUAUUCGGGUUUGCUGACAUCAAAUUGCACAUUGACUUUAUUUUUCUUACCAGUGACAUAGAGAAGCAUUCCUCCAUCUCUGAUGGUGUGCAUGUCUUUGUAGGGUGGGAUUUUGGAAAACAGGAGCGUGUCCAAUCCAAUUCCAGAAAGGCUGCCAUGGCUUACAUCGUCCACUUUACAUAGACGUCCCAAAUGCGCUAUCUGGGUUUUGUGUGGGUCUUGAGUGGGUUUGUCAAUCAUCUAUAGAAAUCACAGCCAGUGAAAUUUCUCAAGCCUUUUACAUGAAAAUUUAAGCAAAAAAUAUUACCCAUUCCAAAACUGACCAAAUUGUAUGAAAUGUUGUGGCUCCACCUGCUGGACAUCAAUAUACUCACUGCAAAAAAAACAUUAAGCAUUAAGACUUCAAAAUGCAUUUUUUAUUUUUGAAGCAAGAUUCAUUUUUACCAAAUAUACUUUUCUGAUUCCCUCAGGUUUGAAGUUCUUUGAACACAGCAAAUACACUUUUACAUGCAAUAUCUGGAUUUAAGAGAGGCUAUGUACGUGUUAAAUGCUUUUAGCGAAAUGGAGCCAGUGUAUGAGGAAGAGAAAUAAUAAUUAAUUAACUUUAUGCAAUAUGUCAUUUAACUUUCGCCAGAUAGUCCUUCUAAACAAACAACAGCCAGUACACGAGAUGUCAAACUCAAUGAUUUCCUGGAAACACGGAACGAAGCUGUAGGAAAUGUCAAUUAUGUAUGAACAAUUUGCAUUACACUGCUAUGAGACUUUUAACUUAGACAUAGGAAAUUAUCAUCUAGAAUAUUGAAAAUAUAGACCAUAAACCUGCUCAAAUAGGCGAAUUAGCCGCUAAUCCAUUCUGCCAUGUUGUCUAUGUUUACUGUAAAUCGGUUAUGCUAAUGCUUAGAGCCCCGGGCAAUAAUAGUGGAAAUGUUCCUUAUCUUUUUGUAAUCAAGACUUUCUUUGUGCCUAUACAGACUAUAAAUAACUUUCAAAAAUGAAUUUACCCUAAAAAAAAAAUAUAUAUAUAUAGGCUACCAGCCCCGGUCUCCCCUAUUCUUCAAAAUGAGAAGAUUUGAUGUUACCAGAUGCUAAAUUGUUAUUUAAGGAACCAUAAGAUGUUUUAAGCCUUGAAUAAAGUUGAACACAAUCAAAA
Molecule: messenger RNA, 6503 nt
Organism: Xyrauchen texanus (razorback sucker)
Lineage: Eukaryota; Metazoa; Chordata; Actinopteri; Cypriniformes; Catostomidae
Product: cyclin-dependent kinase-like 5
Exons: 19
Coding region: 289-3369 (1026 amino acids)
Biological process (GO): positive regulation of axon extension; regulation of dendrite development; protein phosphorylation
Cellular component (GO): dendrite cytoplasm; nucleus
Molecular function (GO): protein kinase activity; ATP binding
Source: RefSeq, a predicted model, not a curated record